AUGAUGAACCUCGUGUCCCUCGGCCUCCUCCUCUCCUCCCUCGCCGCCGCCGGCGUCUGGUCGCCGCACCCCGAAGCCAAGCCCAGCCUCCACCCCACACCCGAAGACAACGACCGCAUUCUCCGCGAAGGCCACCGCUUCAUUGUUGUCGAGUACGAGCGCCUGCAGGUCGACGACUCAUCCAGCACCCCCCACCGCCUCGUCGAUGACACAAGUGAUAAGACUCACCAGCCGAAGGCUUCCGUCCUCCCCACCGCCGAGCAAGCCGAGUCGUCGAGCCAACCGCAAGCGUCAGCUUCUGCUAAGAACCUCAUAUGCGACGCUUAUGGCGUGUGCAAGGAGAAGGUCUCCUCUCUCAUCGGAAAGGGAAAGGAGAAGGCCUACGAGAAAGCGGAGGAGUUUGACUUUGAGGAGACAGCGAAGGAGACUCUGAAGAAAUUCGAUGAGAAGGCUUCAGAGCUCAAAGAGAACGCCAAGAGCACAGUUCGCGACGCCGCCCAGAAACCGGAGCAGGUCAAGGAUGCUGUUAAAGAGACGACCUCCACGGCCAAGGAAAGCGCGAAGAAGGUGGUCGAGAGCUCCAUGGACAAGGCCAAAGAUGCCGGGUGGGAGCUAGCCCAAAAUAUGUCGGAGUUAGGCCACAAGAUAGAGCAAAAAGCCGAGAAGACGGCCGAGGAAGUGAGAGGCAACUUGACGGACAUACUCUGUAGAGCAAAGGGAGUGGCUUUCGACGCCGCGGCUUACCUCUGGGCGCUCGAGACCGGCAAGGCGACGGCCGCGAUACUUCACCUCCUCGGCUUCGCGACCGCCUAUGGAACCUGCAUCUGGGUGACCUUCGUCUCGAGCAACGUCCUGGCGGCGUCGCUGCCACGGCAGCAGUUCGGAACGGUGCAGAGCAAGCUGUAUCCGAUGUACUUCCGGGUGGUGGCGCACAGCAUCGCCCUGGCUUUAGCCGCUCACUUCCUCAGUCGCGACCACCGAAGAAUUCUGGCGGAGAGACUGCAGACUUACAACUUGCUUGCGGCUCUAGCGAUGGUGACGGCGAACAUGCUCGUCCUGGAGCCCAGAGCAACAAAGGUGAUGUUCCAAAGAAUGAAGGUAGAGAAGGGGGAAGGAAGGGGGAGAGACAUGGCGGAUGUGAUCUCUUCGGAGCCGGCUGCGAAAUCAAUAAAGGAGACUCCGAUGGUAGCGGCGGCGUCGAAGGUAGUUGGGGGCGAGCAGGGAGGCGUGAAGAGUGAAUUGGUGCAACUAAAUGGAAGACUAAGGAGGCUGAACAAUCACUCCUCGUUUCUGAACAUAUUGACACUGAUGAGCCUCUCAUGGCACUUAGUUCACUUGGCUCGGCAGUUGCAGCAGCAGAGGUGUUGA
This is a messenger RNA of Zingiber officinale, 1368 nucleotides long. RefSeq lists its product as uncharacterized. The record is from RefSeq and is a predicted model, not a curated record. NCBI's taxonomy places the organism in Eukaryota, Viridiplantae, Streptophyta, Magnoliopsida, Zingiberales, Zingiberaceae. The transcript is spliced from 2 exons. Bases 1 to 1368 code for a protein of 455 amino acids.